UCCCGUCCCUGCUCGGCGCUGCCGGAAGCGGGGCGGUGAUGGCGGCGCGGCGGCGCUGAGCGGCUCCGCCAUGGCCGAGCUGGCGGCGGCAGCGGAGGGGCCGCCGCGGGGCCGCACGCCCAGCCCGGGCCCUGGGGGAGCGCCGGGGCCGCCCAGCCCCCGUGCGGCCGGAGCGGCGGCGGGCUCCGGUGGGGCGCUGUCCCCGCCCGGCGCGGCCCGGCCGCCCGCCGCCGCCUCCAAGUGGGUCCGGCUGAACGUCGGCGGCACGUACUUCGUGAGCACCCGGCAGACGCUGUGCCGAGAGCCCAAGUCCUUCCUGUGCCGCCUCUGCUGCCAGGACGGGCCCGAGCUCGGCUCCGACAAGGAUGAGACAGGGGCGUAUCUCAUCGAUAGAGACCCCACCUAUUUUGGUCCAAUACUGAACUACCUCCGACACGGGAAGCUCAUCAUAAACAAGGAGCUUGCAGAGGAAGGGGUACUGGAAGAAGCUGAGUUUUACAACAUUGCAUCUCUCGUGCGGCUGGUGAAGGAGCGGAUACGGGACAACGAGAACAGAACCUCUCAAGGACCUGUGAAGCAUGUGUACAGAGUCCUGCAGUGCCAAGAGGAAGAGCUCACACAGAUGGUGUCCACUAUGUCCGAUGGGUGGAAGUUUGAACAGCUGAUCAGCAUUGGAUCUUCCUAUAACUACGGAAACGAAGACCAGGCAGAAUUCCUCUGCGUUGUGUCCAGGGAGCUCAACAAUUCUACCAAUGGUAUUGUCAAGGAGCCGAGCGAGAAGGCAAAGAUUCUUCAGGAGCGAGGAUCCCGGAUGUAAUUCCAGCAUUCACUCCGUUAACACUCCCAGAUGUCAAAGGGCAGCCCAGCUGGGCAGAGCGCCUCUCCGCAGUGCAACCUUGCCCUUGUACAGUAACCAAGCUAAUGCAAAGCAAAGCCGAGCCUGUCCUGCCAAUGGUGAAUAAUUCUGGUCAUAACCAAAGGCUUCCCUCUUACCCUGGAAACCUGGGAAGGAAGAGACUCUUCCAGUGGGAUGGUCCUUUCCACAAGUAUUUGGUUUAUUUCCUUGGCCAGCACUGUAUUGAGUUUCUCCACCAGCCGGAUUCCCAGUCAGAGCCUUUGUGAAGGUUGCUCAGGUCCACAGGCCCUUGUGAUCAGUCCCACCUUCCACAGGCUGGUGCCGGUGGGACGAUCUGUGUUUGAGCUGUGCCAUUCCUUGCACCCAGGGCUGCCACUAGAAAAGCGCAGGGACCUGGCAGUGCUCCCCCUCCUGAUCAGCCAGAUCCCCCCCCCAAAAUCAGAACAGGGCUUUGAAAGGAGGAACAAAACAACCACUCGUAAAAAAAACCCACCCAGACUUUUCCAUUCUUGCUUUGUAUUUGUUCCUUGUUCAAUUCCUAAGAGCUAAGUUUAGAUACUAAGGGGAGGGGAGUUGUGUGUACACCUUACGUGGGUCUCACUGGUAACACUAUUACAUAUGGGCUCCUGGUGUUUCCCAAAGCCCAUUACUUCGCAUGCAUAAACAGAGACCUGUGUUCACCCAGAGUAGUGGUAGAGUGAUAGUUGUCCUUCACGCUUCUCUACUGCAGAGGAGCAGUGACAUCUUCCCCAUCCAGCACCCUGCCACGGCCAUAUCUUAGCCUGGUGCAAAGUCACAAGGUUAGGGACUUCUUGCUGCCAAGUUCAGCUUUGCCUUGUUUGUCUCCAGCAGCGUGGGCUCUCUGUCUCCUUCCUUCUCACCGAGGGAGGGCUUCAGGCAGAAUCUCUUUUGUACUGUAGCAAGCAGGUAGGUUUGUUUUCACCCAUGAGAUCCUUCGCGGAGGAGAUCCCCUACUUCCACGCGGUGAUUUACCUGCAGCCCCCUCAUGUCCCCACCUUUAGGAGAUCACCUCAAAUUAUAGAGGGGCAGCACAGAAUUGGGGUUGGGAGGGAGGGGGGGUUGGUGAAAAGUUGCCAAACUGUUGUAAUGUUUCUUGUCCAAAGUGAUGUGUCAACUUCUGUGACUUUUCUUUCCUUAUUUUGUUUUGAAUGCCUUGGAUGGAUGUGCAAAAUGUUCGUUUGUGCCUCUCUUGAGUUCUGAUCUUAGCCAAACUGCAGUCACUGGUUCCCCUCUGUUAACCUGUGCCAUCCCUAACCAAGGGCAUGUCCCUCCUAGUCUGGUAAAUGGAAUUACUUAGCAAUUUGCUGCAUGUUUUUCCCCCCCCUUCAUCCUGGCUUUGUUCUUUGUAGCCCAAGGGUCCAGGCACUUGGGUCUCUUUGAGUCAAGUCCCAAACUGAUGUGAAGCACUCCAGAGAUGCUGGAAUUCACAGACAUUGACAAGCUCAGAGCAGUUGGUUCUCAAUAAGGUAUCAGAAGAUUCCUCACCUGGACUGAGGAGUUGGGCUCCUUUCUGGAGGACUUCAGCUACCUGUGGUCUCCUUAAAGCUUUGAGAUAGAAUUAGGCAGGUUUCCCAUCUUAUCACUUGUUGCUGACAGGGCCUUGCAGCAGCGUUACCGAUGGUUCAAUGACCAGUUCAGCAGACAAGACAUGCAGUAAGGACACCAAGCGACACCACUGCACUCUGCCUCUUCCCAGUGCUCCUGUAUGCACUCUUGCCUGUCCCCUCCCAUCCUGCUUUGCCAACAUACGUCCUUCGGUGGAGGCUUUGCCUCAUUCUCAAGAAAGGUUUAUUCUCUGUGCUACUUUAAUCCUGGUAACAACAGACUGUGCCAAAUGUCUUUGAAGUCACCUCGUGUCACUUACAGGCUGUUGAAACGCAGCUGGCUUGCCAUCAUGCUGAAGAACCCAGCUCCUCCUCUGCCCUCCAACUUCCCUGUUUAUAACGUGGUGAGAUGGUAUUGGUGUGAUUAGACCAUACGCCUUGGCUGGGCCUAAAUAACACUGUGAUGUGUAUAGAGAUCUUUCCUCUGUCACUAUCUUGUAGCCUCGCUCAUUGUCCGUCUGUGCUCACAGCUAGGAAAUCAAGAAGCACACGUAAGCAAGUUAGCAGCCUAAAAAAGCCCUUUAACACUCUCAUCUAUCUUCUUUCCCUUCCUCAGAGGAGGGAGUUUCUGGGAACUGAUCAAGAAAUCCCAAACUAAAGGCAACAGGAACUGGUCAAGCUGCUUUUGUCACGUCAAUGCCAGUUGAGCACCUUGCUGUUCAAGCCAUGGAGCUCAAAGCAGAGGGAGGCUUUCUGUCCAGUACAGCUCAAGUAGAUAACAGUGACACAUCCAUGCUUGUUUGUAUCACCAGAAAUGCCAUCCAUGGGGAAGCCCACCAGAGGAUUGCCUGAUACAAGAGUGAUGCCAUCAGUCCCCGAUCUGAGCCACAGAGAGCCUAAAAGUUACCAUUGCCAGCUAACAGAAGAGCUGUUUUAUUCACGUGCACAAGAAAGACUUUCAAAGUUGCAUCUUGCUUUUCCCUUCCAUGCUGCUUUCUUCAGUGAGGAUGUGCCAGGGGAUUGAAGACUCUGGGUUCAAUUGCAGGGUCUUUAAACUCAACCAACCAAGUUUAUGGUAGGAGACCAAUCGGUACGGGACACUUGAGUUCUUGGGUGAUAUUUAUGACCAGGUAUGAAGUCCAUCCAGAGCAGGUACAUUCCCAGGAGGAUUUCUGCUUUCCCAGCUGUGCUUGGUCACCUUUACCCUAAGACCAAGGCUGGUCUCAGCAUUAUGCACCAGUUGCAUCCCUUCCGUGCUCAAGACAGGGCUUUUCCUUCCAUUGCCUUUCACUCAGUCACAACUAUAUCAAAACAUAUUAGGCUGAAAUCUGUCCCAUUCACUCCAAAACAGGUAGCGUGUUGUGGUGAGUAGGGUAGGUGAGCAGGGGUAGAUCUACUGGAUAUCUCAAAGAGUGCUUGUGCCUCUUGGGAAGGUUCAUGUUCAAGUAUGAAUCCUGGCAACGGCGAGGACGACACUUUGGGUUUUAAACAAACUUUCCCAGUGGCCUAAAAUUGUUCCUUUAUGGCAAGACUGGAAAUAACCUCUCGAAGUGUCUUUGUCUCUGCACAUUUUUAAACACAAAGCGGUUUUACUCAGGGGUGACUGAGUGGGCUGAGGCAGAGGGGGCCCGGGGGGGGGCUGCGGGGCGCUGGGCCGUGGGCUCCUCACCUUUACCUGCGAACCCGGAGGUUUUGUACAGUUUGUGUCAGUGCCCUUUGCUACCGGUUCUCUUUGGUUAUUAAAUGUGUUUGAAUAACAGGUGAGAUGCUGUGAGUGAUUGACUGAGUUCUUGUUUUUCAAAUAAAGAUUCAGAAAUGGGUUUGAAACGUU
This is a messenger RNA of Strigops habroptila (Kakapo), 4252 nucleotides long. RefSeq names its product potassium channel tetramerization domain containing 2 (gene KCTD2). The transcript has 6 exons. Lineage: Eukaryota; Metazoa; Chordata; Aves; Psittaciformes; Psittacidae. Gene Ontology annotation, cellular component: Cul3-RING ubiquitin ligase complex; cytoplasm. Gene Ontology annotation, molecular function: cullin family protein binding. The record is from RefSeq and is a predicted model, not a curated record. Bases 71 to 817 code for a protein of 248 amino acids. Gene Ontology annotation, biological process: proteasome-mediated ubiquitin-dependent protein catabolic process; protein homooligomerization.